Schistosoma curassoni is the source of this 6162-nucleotide messenger RNA. The record is from the annotation of a GenBank genome assembly. NCBI's taxonomy places the organism in Eukaryota, Metazoa, Platyhelminthes, Trematoda, Strigeidida, Schistosomatidae.
AAUGUAUGAUAACUUUCAGCAGAUACACAUUAUACAUAUUGACUAUGAUAAAUCAAAAGAACUGAUUAAGAACUUGAUUGGAUUUAUGUAUUUAGAUGAAUUCAAAAGACAACAUCAUUUGUCAAGAGAAAUUAAUUGAUGAAUAUUAAAUGGCUAUACCAAUUACAUUCCAUUCAUUACAUGAAACAUCUAAUACAGCAUUAAUGAUACAUUCAUGUGAUAUAAAUGAUUCACAUCUAUCAUCUAUAUCUUCGAAUAAUUCAUAUUAUAAUACAAUAGGACAUAUUGAUGAAUCAGAUCAUAUAGAUACAAAUGGAUUAUUUCCUGAAUGGUCAUUAAAAUUAUCAUCUAAACAAGAUCAUUAUGAUAAACUUAAUACUGAUGAUAUAACACAUUAUACUGAGCAGAUAUUACAUAAUAAUAAUAAUAUCGAAUUGAAUGAUCCUAAACUAUCCUAUUCAACAGAAUGUAAUAUAGUAGAAGAAGAAACUCAUUCAACUUUAUUACCUAAUUGUCUCACUAAAGGUUUAAAUGACUUGGUAACUAAAUUAAAUAAUCAUGAUCAUCAUAAUCAUGAUGUAUUAUACAAUCAAUCUGAUUGUUAUAAUACUCAUGAAUUAUCUAAUUGUGAUAUUAUUAUACCUUCAACAUUCAAUAUUAUUACAUCAUUGAAUAAUACAGAUCUCAUUCAGCAUAAAACGAAUUCAUUCAAUUCAUCUAAAUGGUAUCCAAUAUUACAUAAUCAUUGUAAUACUGAUUAUUUAUAUAAUCCAUUAUUAACUAAAUAUGAUGAUCAUUCAUUGAUUUUAUCAACGAAUUAUACAAAUGAUACAUUGAAUUUAUCAAAAAUGUUUAAUUUAGAUAAUCAUGAAUUUGAUCAAUUGAAUGUAAAUAAAUUGCAUCCAGUUACAUCAUCAUCAUCAUCAUCAUCAUCAGCAACAUCCUCAUCCUCGUCGUCGUCAUCGUCCUCCUCCUCCUCCUCAUUCUCAUUCUCAUCCUCUUCUUCAUCUUUAUCAUUUAAUGAUAAAGAUGUUCGAAAUUAUUUUCUUCAAGAAGAAACAUCGUUUGAAAAAGUUCGACAUUUAACAACGAAUAAAAAUGUUUUACAUAAACAUGAUUUAAUAGAAUCUUCAAAGAAUUAUCAUAAUCAUAAUCAUAAUACUAUAAUGCCAAAGGAAGAAAUUAUAAAAAAGCACAUUAUGAAUUCAUAUGAGAAUAAAUAUGAACAAGAGAAAAUGAUUUCGUCAUCAAAUUAUCCUUCCUCGUCAAUUGUUUCAUAUAAUAAUAAUGAUAAUAAUCAUACUAAUUGGAUGAAUAAAGAUGAUAAUAUUAAAAGUAUACAAGAUCAUGAAACGUGUACAACUACAACAACAACAACAACAACUACUACUACUACUACUACUACUAUUAGUAGUAGUAGUAGUUUAAAGAAAAAUCCAUCUUUAUCAUCAUUGAAAUCAUCACGUUUAAAACGUAAAAUUGAUGGUACUUAUUCAUCUUAUAUCAUGAAUGAUGAAACAUCAAUCUAUGAAAAAGAAUCAUUGAAAUUAAUGAGAGAAUAUUCUAAACAAUCUAUUGAUUUAUAUAAUAAUAAUAAUAAUAAUAAUAAUCAUGAUCAUCAGUUUAUUGCUUAUUCUAUUAAAUCAUCUCCAUUAAAUAAUGAAUUACAAUUUAUCACUAAUUCUCAUUUAAUCGAUAAUGAUCAUUUAUUCAAUCAAUAUAAUGAUUCAUUACCAUGUUAUUUAUCAUCAAAUAUUGAUUUAAAUAAACAAACGAUUCAUCAACAUCAUGAUUAUUUAUAUAAUACAUCAAUUAAUUCGAUUGAACAUUUUCCAAUAAUCAAUAAUAUGACAUCAUCAUCAUCAUCAGCAUCAUCAUCAUCCUGUAUACCACAAAAAUCAAUACAAUUCGAUUAUUAUGAUAAUCAUAAUCAUAAUCAUAAUAAAUCAAUAGAGAAAUCAAUCAAUCAUAAAAAUGAUGAAACGAUUACAUUAAUAAACAAUAUAGAUAAAAUAAAUAAUAAUAAUAAUGAAUAUUCAAUUUAUUCUACAGAACAAUUAAAUCCUAUUAAUCCUAUAGAUCAUUUUAAUUCAAUUACUUUUGAUUAUUGUAAUCAUCCAAUGACACAUAGAUAUAUAUCAUGUACAAAUGAUGAAUAUCAUCCUUCUCCUUCUCCUCCUCCUCCUCCUCCUCCUCCUCCACCUCCUCCUGAUCCUCAUCAUCCUCAUCAUCAGCAUCAUCAACAUCAUAAGUUAACUAUAAGGAAUACAUGUAAUGAAGAAUUACAACACCUGCCACCACCACCACAGCAACAACACCAACACCAAUCAGCACCACCACCACCACCACCAUCACAACAACAACAACAACAAUCAUUAUCUAAAUUGAAUAGUAAUAAUAAUAAUAAUACAACAUUAGAUUAUUUUAAUAUAAAUCCAUUAACUUAUUUAUCAUCGAAUAUAUUACCUUCAACAGAUAUUAAUGAUAAAUUAAAAAUGAAUUCAAAAUAUUUAGCUGCACAACAAGCAUUAAUCGUUAAAUAUUUUAAUCAUAAUCAUAAUACUACUAAUAAUAAUAAUAAUCAUUUAACAAAACUAUCUCAUUUUAAUGAAUUUAAUGAAUUCUUUAAUGAAACUAAUGAAAUCAAUCGAACCAAUGAAAUGAAUGGAAUGAAUGAAAUCAAUCGAACCAAUGAAAUGAAUGGAAUGAAUGAAAUCAAUCAAACCAAUGAAAUGAAUAGAAUGAAUACAAUCAUUACAAAUGAAAAUACUAUGAUUAAUCAUUCAUCUAUUCAUUCAAUAUUAAAUAAUGAUAUUAUACUCCCUAUUGAAGAUACUGCUACUACUACUACGACUACGACUACGACUACGACUACUAGUACUACUACUAAUCAUAAUGAUGAAUUAUGUUUGAAUAGAUUUGAUCCUUUUAUACAUUUACCAACAUCUAAUACACCAAAUUGUAUUCAUGAUUGUAAAGAUCAUUGUUUAGUAACAACAAUAAAAGAUAAGAAUUUCAUUGAUUCUAAUAUGAAAUUAUGUAAUAUGAAUACAAUGACAAAAAGAUUUCAACAUAAAUGUCCAUAUAAUCCAUUAGAUCUAAAUGAUAAUGAUAAUAAGAAUCAAUUAUAUCAUAAUUCAUCAACAAUCUUAUUGAAUAAUAGAUCUAAUCAUUAUAUGAAUGAACCAAUUUUAUUCAAUGAUACAUUCAUGAAUAAAUCGAAUACCGAUUCCUAUUUACAUUCAUAUCAUUGUUUUAUGAAUGGAAUAGAUACAUUCGAUGAAAAGAAUCUAAAAUUAUAUAAUGAACAUAAUACAUGUAUCAGUCCAUUAUUACUAUUAUCAUCAUCAUCAUCAUCGUCAUCAUCAUCAUCAUCAUCAUCAUCAUCAUCAUCAUCGUCAUCGUCAUCGACGUCAUCAUCCUUGUCAUCGUCAUCAACACAUUCCACAACAUCAUCAACAUCAUUAUCGUCUACUUUAUUAUUAUCUUCUACAUCUACACCAUCAAUGAUAUCAUUUAGCCCAAAUAAUUCUAGAUUAUCAAAAGUUUCUAAUUAUAAUUUAAAUGAUAUCAAUUCUAUAUCAAUGAAUGAAACAGAUUGUCAUCAAUUAUGUUUAGUUUGUGGUGAUAAUGCAGCAUGUCAACAUUAUGGUGUAAGAACAUGUGAAGGAUGUAAAGGUUUCUUUAAACGGACAAUUCAAAAAAAUGCACAAUAUGUAUGUCUUCAAGCUAAAAAUUGUGUAGUCGAUAAACGUCGACGUAAUCGUUGCCAAUAUUGUCGAUUUCAAAAGUGUUUAAAAGUUGGAAUGGUUAAAGAAGUCGUUCGUCGGGAUAGUCUUAAAGGUCGUCGAGGUCGUUUAUCAUCUAAAGCACGUUGUCAAUUAAAUGAACAUGGUGGAUUAGCCAAUUGUUAUAAUGAUGGUAAUAUUAAUAAAAAUCUAUUACCUUUACAUAGUUUUCUUCAUAAACGUAAUAGUAUAUCACCAAAUUUUUCAUCUAUUCAUGGUAAACGUUACUCAGGUUCUAAUAUACAAUUAAAUCAUACAAAUAGAACAAAUUCCAAUACUGUAAAUUCAACUGUUACACUUUUAUCAAUGUUGAGUAGAGCAUAUGAAAUGGUUGGACCAAGAAGUCAUUCUAUCAUGAAUAAUAAUGAGAAUAAUUUGAUUCAAAGUAAUGAAUGCUCAAAAAAACAUGACAUAUUAAAUGGCGAGGUUGGAGAUUCUUUACAAGCUUCACCUGAUGAUACCGAAAUUGAUGAACAUUAUACAAGUAAAUUUUGUUCAAUUCUAGAAGAAUCCAUGCAAGAAUUAAAACAUUAUGCUGAAUUAGUUCCAGGAUUUAUGAAUUUAUCAAUAAAUGAUCGUGAAAUCAUGUUAAAUUUACAUUAUUUAGAUUUAUUAAGCUUUCGUUUAGCUUGGAGAUGUGCCAUGGAAACAGAAGUCACUACACAUCCAAACUAUACACCAACAUCAUUUAUAGAAAAUCAUUCCGAUAAUUGUAUAAAAUUAAAUCAAAUUAUACAUGAAAAUUCUUUCAUAGAAAAACCGUUUGAAAUCUCUUCAUCCAUAAGAAUGACACCGACAACACCUUCAGCAACAACAACACCUACAACAACAGCAACAGGAACAACAGUACUACUACCAGUAACAACAACAUCAACAACAACAAUGACUAAAACAAAUACAUCAUCUAAUUAUGAAAAUAUUUAUAUUCCAACUAUAAAUAAUUGGAAUCAACAAAUGCAUCAUUUGAGAAUGGAUAAAUCGCAUUUUAUUGAUUAUUAUAAAACAAACUACUUAUUAAAUAAUAGUAGUCAAAAUAAUAAUCAUAAAAAUAAAGAAAUUUUAUUUAUUUUUGAAAAUGGUAAAUCAAUGUCAUAUAGAGAAUUAUUAAAAUCUGGUUUUGGUAAUUGGGCUAAUCAAAUUAAACAAUUUAGUACACAAUUAAAACUAUUAAUACAAGAUGAUUAUAAUGCAAUUUGGGGUUUAGCUGCAUUAAUUUUAGUGAAUUAUAAAUCAAUCAAUUAUCUCACUCCAUUGUCAAAUUCUAGUGAAGUUUAUUCAUUACAUCAUAGAUUUGUUGAAAUGUUAAAAAGUCAUUGUUGUUCAUCAACUCAACACAUAAAUUUAACAUCAAAUACACAAACAUCAUUCAUUUAUGACUCGACUUCUACUACUAAUAAUAACACUACUAACAAUAUUAUAAGUAGUAAUAAUAAUUCAUCUAAAAAAUUUAAUAAACUCAAUACAAAUGAUCAUCUAAUAUCAACUUCAUUAUUACGUAAUGAUUCAACAUAUUUUUCUAAAGUAUUUCAACAAAAAGAUAUGAUACAUGAAAUGACACGUGAAUAUUUAAUUCAACCAUUACAACACUUAUAUGAUCAUGAUCCAAAUACAUAUUCAUGGUUAAAAGAUAUUUUAGAAAUAAUCAAAUUAUCCGACUAGAUGUAAACACAAUCAAGAUCCAUUUUGUCGGAUCAAUAAUGAUCCUAUUCAUAAGGAGAUAAUAAAAAAUAACUAAUGGUAUAGAAAGUAAAACAAACAAACACACAAACAAACAAAAAGUCACAAUUAUCUUCUAUCAUGAUGAUUAUUGAAUUUCUACAGGUAAAAUAAACUCAGUUUUCGCUCCCCCCGCCCCCCUGACGAUCUACCCCCUCCCCAAAUUUUUUUCUCAUUUUUUUUAUUAAAUAAAUCAAUAUUCGUUUUCUUUCUUCCUCAAAUAUUUCCCAUUUAUCCCAUUUUGGUAUCAUUAAAGUUCUAUCAAGAAAUGAACCGUCUAAUAGGAUGAUAAAUGAUGUAUUAUAAUGAGGUUAAAUCAAAUAGAUAAUUAUAUAUAUAUAUAUACAUAGAAAGAGAGAGAGAGAGAGAGAGAGAAAGAGACACAAUUUACUAUUCUGCUUUACAUUAUAUAUUUUAUUCAUGAAUUAAAACAAGAAACAAAAACAAUAAAGCCAAAUAAAAUUAAUGCAGCUUACGAUUUAAUCAUCUUUUUUUUAAUGGAUUCAAUAUAUACUACUUAUAAUUCGUGAUUAAGAAUAGAAAACGACAAUGUUUUUGUUGUUGUUGAUGAUGAUUAUUACAUAACACUAUUACUAUUAUUACUAUUAUUAUUACUAUUACUAUGGUUACUAUUAUUAUUAUUAUUAUUAUUAUUAUU